UACGUUAUUUCCAUUUGGUCAUUAUUAUGCAACCGAUAAUAACUAGAUAAAUGUUGACCUAUGGCAUUGAAGCUAAAAUCGAAAAACAGCUCCGAUACAUUUAUUUUAAAAUCACUUCGUUUUGGAUCGUCUUUUAAGAAAAUCGCUUUUUCUGUGCCGAAAAAUGUCUUCCGUUCAAGGAAAAGUUCUCUCCGGAACUGACGUUUCUAGGGAAAUGCGAGAAGAAAUGACCAAAGAUGUUCAAAAAUUAAGAGAAACUAUUCCCGGAUUUCAACCUGGAUUGGCGAUUGUUCAAGUUGGUGGUCGUGAAGACUCGAAUGUUUAUAUUCGAAUGAAAAUUAAAGCUGCGACUGAAAUUGGAAUAAAAGCUGAACAUAUAAAAUUACCUAGAACAAUAACUGAAAUUGAACUGUUGAAUAAAUUAGAAAAAUUAAAUGGAGACCCAAAAGUUCAUGGAAUUAUUGUUCAAAUGCCUUUAGAUUGUGAUACCAACAUUAAUUCUCAUUUAAUAACAGAUUCAGUUUCACCAGAUAAGGAUGUUGAUGGAUUAAAUACCAUCAACGAAGGAAAAGUAGCUAUUGGAGAUUUAACCGGAUUUUUACCAUGCACCCCAAAUGGAUGCAUUGAACUUAUUAAAAGAUCUGGAGUUAAAAUCGCAGGUUCCAACGCUGUUGUUUUAGGCAGAAGUAAAAUUGUAGGAACCCCUGCUGCCGAAUUAUUAAAAUGGCAUCAUGCCACCGUCACCGUGUGUCAUUCAAAAACGUCCGAUUUAAAAGAACAAUGCAAAAAAGCUGAUAUUUUGGUUGUUGGAAUUGGAAAAGCUGAAUUGGUCAGAGGAGAUUGGAUUAAACCAGGUGCUGUUGUUAUUGAUUGUGGGAUAAACGCAAUUCCAGAUUCAACUAAGAAAUCAGGGCAACGUCUUGUUGGAGACGUAGCUUAUGCAGAAGCUGAACAAGUAGCUUCACACAUAACACCAGUUCCCGGGGGCGUAGGACCAAUGACUGUAGCAAUGUUAAUGAAAAACACAGUCUUAAGUGCUCAAAGAGCCGCAACAAAACUUUUAGAACCUUCUUGGAAUUUCCGUCCGCUUUCUUUACAUUUAAAAAGACCCGUCCCAACUGAUAUUAAAAUAGCUCACGAACAAGAACCAAAAAAUGUUAAUCAAUUGGCCGAAGAAAUUGGUUUAUAUCCCAAUGAAUAUUCACUUUACGGCAAUAAAAAAGCAAAAAUUUCUUUUGCAUCCGUUUUAAAACGGUUGGAAUCGCAAAAAGAUGGAAAAUACAUUGUUGUUGCUGGAAUUACUCCUACACCACUUGGCGAAGGAAAAAGUACAACAUCUAUAGGGUUGGUUCAAGCUUUAGGGGCGCAUAAAAAUAAAAAUGCUUUUGUCUGUUUAAGACAACCAUCUCAAGGGUCUACAUUUGGCAUUAAAGGUGGUGCUGCUGGUGGUGGUUAUUCUCAAGUAAUCCCAAUGGAAGAUUUCAAUCUUCAUCUAACAGGAGAUAUUCACGCCGUUGCAGCAGCUCAUAAUUUAUUAGCUGCCCAAAUGGAUGCAAGAAUCUUCCAUGAAGCGACACAAAAAGAUCAAGAUUUAUAUAAUAGGCUUGUUCCGACAAUAAAAGGGGUUCGCAAAUUUAGUAAUAUUCAAUUGAGAAGACUUGAAAGGUUGGGUAUUAAAAAAACCGAUCCAAAUGAUUUAACAGAUGAAGAAAAAGUGAAAUUCGCCCGUUUAAACAUCGAUACAAAUAACAUCGUUUGGAAUCGCGUAGUUGACAUAAACGAUCGUUAUUUAAGAAAAAUUACAAUCGGACAAUCGCCAACUGAAAAAAAUCUUACUCGGGAAUCUAGUUUUAUGAUUACAGUAGCUAGUGAAAUAAUGGCCAUUUUAGCGAUAUCAAAAGAUUUAACUGAUUUUAAAACACGUCUUAGCAAAAUGGUUGUUGCUUUUGAUAAAAAUAAUAAGCCGGUUACUGCUGAUGACUUAGCAAUGACCGGAGCUUUAAGUGUUUUAAUGAAAGAUGCUAUUGAUCCAACAUUAAUGCAAACUUUAGAAGGAACGCCAGUUUUAGUUCAUGCCGGACCGUUUGCGAAUAUAGCCCAUGGUUGUUCUUCAAUAAUCGCUGAUCAAGUCGCUUUAAAAUUAGUUGGUGAAAAAGGUUACGUUGUCACAGAAGCUGGAUUUGGUUCCGAUAUCGGAAUGGAAAAGUUCUUUAACAUCAAAUGCAGAGCUUCUGGUUUAAUCCCAAACGCAGUUGUUUUAGUCGCAACUAUUCGUGCUUUAAAAAUGCACGGAGGUGGACCUGCAGUGACUCCAGGAGCUCCAUUAAAACCGGAGUAUACUCAAGAAAACAUUCCUCUCUUAAAGAAUGGAUUACAAAAUUUAAUUAAACAUAUUAAUAAUGGAAAUAAACAUGGUGUUCCUGUAAUUGUAGCGAUAAAUAAACAUGCUACUGAUACCGAUGGCGAACUUGAAUUAGUUAAAGAGGCUGCUGUUAAAAAUGGAGCUUUUGAUGCUGUUGUUUGUAAUCAUUGGGCUGAAGGAGGAGCUGGAGCUGUUGGUUUAGCCGAUGCGGUUAUAAAAGCUUGUGAAACUCAAAAUUCAUUUAAAUUUUUGUAUGAUGUUAAUAUGGGAAUUGAAGAAAAAAUUUUCGCUAUAGCUAAAGAAAUGUAUGGAGCUGGAAAUGUCGAGUAUUCUGAAAAAGUUAUGGAAUCUAUUAAGAAAUACACUGAACAAGGUUUUGAUAAACUUCCAAUUUGUAUGGCAAAAACGCCUCUAUCAUUAACUGGUGAUCCAACAAUUAAAGGCGCACCAACUGAUUUUACUUUAAAAAUUAAUGAUAUUUCAAUUUCUGUUGGUGCUGGAUUUAUUAUUCCAAUUUGCGGAGAGAUUACAAGAAUGCCAGGACUACCAACCAGACCUUCAAUUUUCGACAUUGAUUUAAAUACAGAAACUGGAGAAAUUGAAGGACUUUUUUAAAAAUUAUAUAAUAAUGUUGACAUAAUUUUAUAAUGUAUUUUAUAAGAAAUAAAAGUAUAAAAA
Molecule: messenger RNA, 3040 nt
Organism: Onthophagus taurus
Lineage: Eukaryota; Metazoa; Arthropoda; Insecta; Coleoptera; Scarabaeidae
Source: RefSeq, a predicted model, not a curated record